AUGGCAGCAUCGGGUCUUGAAAGUGCAGGAAUUGUUCUUAAUGCAUUUCCGAUCGCCAUUAACACGCUCGAGCUAUGUCGCGAUGCUGCAAAACUGGUUGGAUUGUUUCUCCAAAUUAAAUUAGCAUACAAAAGAUGGUGCGACGAUUUGAACUUUCACAGGCUCUUGUUUACAAAGAACUUGCGACAGCUUCUACUUCCACUCGUACUGGAUGACGACACAAUUGAGGAGCUUUUGCUGGCGCCUGGAGGAGAUUGUUGGAGAGAGGAACGAGUCACGAGGCUUUUCGAAGAACGUCUCGGAGAUUCAUAUGGCCUUUACAUGCAAUAUAUGGACGGUAUGGUUCAGACUAUGGACGAAAUAAACAGAGAGCUCGCUGUCGACUCUGGCUGGGCUCAAAAGCUGAUGCAUGAUCAGUCGGUAAGAAGAAUCGAGCCAAUGGAAACGUGA
Molecule: messenger RNA, 450 nt
Organism: Trichoderma gamsii
Lineage: Eukaryota; Fungi; Ascomycota; Sordariomycetes; Hypocreales; Hypocreaceae
Exons: 1
Coding region: 1-450 (149 amino acids)
Source: RefSeq, a predicted model, not a curated record